Enhydra lutris kenyoni (northern sea otter) is the source of this 2700-nucleotide messenger RNA. RefSeq names its product cyclin G2. Bases 373 to 1404 code for a protein of 343 amino acids. NCBI's taxonomy places the organism in Eukaryota, Metazoa, Chordata, Mammalia, Carnivora, Mustelidae. Gene Ontology annotation, biological process: regulation of cyclin-dependent protein serine/threonine kinase activity; mitotic cell cycle phase transition. The transcript is spliced from 8 exons. Gene Ontology annotation, molecular function: cyclin-dependent protein serine/threonine kinase regulator activity. Gene Ontology annotation, cellular component: cytoplasm; cyclin-dependent protein kinase holoenzyme complex; nucleus. The record is from RefSeq and is a predicted model, not a curated record.
AGCCGCGGAUCCCUCCGCGGGGAGUCACGUGCCCCGCCCCUUUGGGGGCGUCGAAAACUCAAAACAAAAACACGGGAUCAGCUCUGGCCUCCGCGGUGGAGGCAGCGGUGCCCGCCGGAGACUGGGCUCGGGGGGUCGGCGCUGCGCCCCAGCUGGAGGGUGGGCGCCCGCGGAGCAGGAUGAAGCGCGGGCUGUGAGGCGGCGGCGGCGGCAGGGGCUGGGGGAAGGGUCCGAUGCGGGUCCGGGGGCAGCGCUGAGGCGGCGGGUCCCCGGCCUCCGGAGACAGGUUCGGACGCCCCCGCCGCAGCCCGCGGUCGCCGGUGGUCGCCGGACCGCGACGUUGCGGGCUGGUGGAGGCGCGGCUCCGGCGCGAUGAAGGACCUGGGGGCAGAGUACUCGGCGGGUCGAGAAGGGGUGCAGCUCUUCGGAUUGCUGAGCCUCUAUCUGGAGCAGGAGCAGAGAUUCCAACCUCGGGAGAAAGGGCUGAGCUUGAUCGAGGCUACCCCGGAGGAUGAUAACACUUUGUGUCCAAGAUUGAGAAAUGCCAAAGUAGAAGAUUUAAGGAGUUUAACCAACUUUUUUGGAUCUUGCACUGAAACUUUUGUCCUGGCUGUCAAUAUUUUAGAUAGAUUCUUGGCUCUUAUGAAGGUGAAACCUAAGCAUUUAUCUUGCAUUGGAGUCUGUUGUUUUUUGCUGGCUGCUAGGAUAAUUGAAGAAGAAUGCAAUGUUCCGUCCACUCACGAUGUAAUCCGGAUUAGUCAGUGUAAAUGUACUGCUUCUGACAUCAAACGGAUGGAAAAAAUAAUUUCAGAAAAAUUGCACUAUGAAUUGGAAGCAACUACUGCCUUAAACUUUUUGCACUUGUACCAUACUAUUGUCCUGUGUCAUACAUCAGAAAGGAAAGAAAUCCUGAGUCUGGAUAAACUGGAAGCUCAUCUGAAAGCUUGCCACUGCCGACUCACCUUCUCAAAAGCAAAACCAUCUGUGUUAGCUUUGUGCCUUCUCAAUUUGGAAGUAGAAACGUUGAAGUCCAUCGAAUUACUGGAAAUUCUUCUCGUUGUUAAAAAACAUUCUAAGGUUAAUGACGCCGAGUUCAUUUAUUGGAGGGAGUUAGUUUCUAAAUGCCUCGCCGAAUAUUCUUCUCCUGAGUGUUGCAAACCAGACCUAAAGAAACUGGUUUGGAUCGUUUCGAGGCGCACAGCCCAGAACCUCCACAACAGCUACUAUAGUGUCCCUGAACUGCCAACGAUACCUGAGGGGGGGUGUUUUGAUGAAAGUGAAAGUGAGGAUUCCAGUGAAGAUAUGAGCUGUGAAGACAGUCUGAGCAGCUCUCCUUCCAGUGAUCAAGAGUGCACUUUCUUUUUCAACUUCAAAGUGGCACAGACACUGUGCUUUCCGUCUUAGAAACCCAGUUGUUCUGUGUGAGAAUUUAGUGUGUGUGUGCAGAUUUCAAAGCAAUAAAUGGGGGAGUAGGUAGUUUUCUGGUCCGUCCCCCUUCUAGACAGGAAUCGCUUAGACUGGGAUACCUACCUUCUAUUUAUUAUUCAGAUCAGAUCUGGCCUAUUUUCAUAUUUAAUCCUAAGCCAUCAAAUGGGUUAGUGCCUCUUAAACGAUUAACAGUGUUUUACACAUUGGCACUUUAUUUUUCUCAUCGAUCUUUAGCUGUUUAGGGGAGGAGGGAAGGUGCUGAUACCUUCAAUUUGUUACUUUUCAAGAAGAUUUAUCUUAAAACUUUUAAUAAAGCCUUCAUCUGUCCUUAUUUAAACAGAUUGGGAGUGUACGAGUACUUCCUUCGCAGGGACUGUGGAUGACCCCUGAAUGGUUUAUCAUAGAUCUCCCCUACUCUCCGGUCUCCGAACAGAGAAUAUACUCUCCGGUGUCAUACACAUUUUGUUGUUUUGUUACUCUUUAAAUGAUCACUUACUCGCUUAUGCAGACUCUAUAAACUUAGGAAUUAGAAUACUGACAUUUCUGUGAAUUUUAGUAUGUAAUGUGCUAAUUGAAGUUUCUGCUGAAGCAGAAGUACUUGACAGGCUACGGUUGUUAGAUAGUUGCAUUUUUAAUGCCUAAGUAUUGUCAGACUGUAGUAUUAUUUUAAUGUUAUUAAGACAACCCGUAAUCUGUUAGUUGUGCAUGCGCCUGUAUGAAAGCAGUGUAGGAGUUGAAGAGAACUGGGUAACUGUGGAGUUGAUAAACGUUGAUCUAGUAACAUUUUACUUCUUUUUCUUACAUUCAAAAGUCUGCAUGAUUAUGUUAUUCCUUUGUAAUUCACAUUUCAAAAAUAAUGGUAUGAGUGUAUGGGUGCCGAGACUGAACAUGAAGGUUAAAAAAAAAAAAAGUUAAGUGUUUGUAGUAUUCUAGUUUUAAGCAUAUCUGUGUGGUGAUACAGCCAUAAGAGUAGGGAUUUACAAACUCUGUACACGUGAGAUUUUGUACAGAGAAUUUUUUUAACUUUAUAAAUUGUAUAUGAAAAUGUAAAUCUUAAAAAAUGUACAUAAAAAUACUGUAUUUUUUUACCCUGUGUGUGUGGUAGUCUAGUCUCCUUGCAUGUAAAUAUAAUUUAUUGUGUAUUCUGUAUUAUAAAUCAUACAUUGAUGACUUUUUUAAUGGUAAGUCUUCAUUCAUUGGAUGUUUUCUGAAGUGGGUCUUUUUGAAGUAAUGAUAGAUUACAACUUAAAAUAAAAAUGCUAAUGAAUUCUA